Messenger RNA from Talpa occidentalis (Iberian mole), 2574 nucleotides. It is a transcript of the gene TBX18, whose product is annotated as T-box transcription factor 18. NCBI's taxonomy places the organism in Eukaryota, Metazoa, Chordata, Mammalia, Eulipotyphla, Talpidae. Gene Ontology annotation, cellular component: nucleus. Gene Ontology annotation, biological process: cell fate specification; positive regulation of DNA-templated transcription; regulation of transcription by RNA polymerase II. Gene Ontology annotation, molecular function: RNA polymerase II cis-regulatory region sequence-specific DNA binding; DNA-binding transcription factor activity, RNA polymerase II-specific. The transcript is spliced from 8 exons. The record is from RefSeq and is a predicted model, not a curated record. The coding region runs from base 1 to 1839 and encodes 612 amino acids.
AUGGCCGAGAAGCGGAGGGGAUCGCCGUGCAGCAUGCUGAGCCUCAAGGCGCACGCCUUCUCCGUGGAGGCGCUGAUCGGCGCGGAGAAGCAGCAACAGCUUCAGAAAAAGCGGCGAAAGUUGGGCGCAGAAGAGGCCACCGCAGCUGGAGAUGAUGGAGGCUGCAGCCUCGGCGGCGGCGCGGACGAAAAGGGCUCCUCCGAGGGAGACGAAGGCGCGGCGCAGCCACCAGCCGCCGGGUCCGCGUCCGGGCCCGCCCGGAGCUGCGCAAACCUGGAGCGGAGCUGCGGCUCCCGCGAAGCCUCGGGCGGCUGUGAGGACGGCUUCCUGCAGGGUGCGUCCCCGCUGGCGUCGCCUGGAGGCUCCCCAAAGGGCUCCCCAGCCCCUGCCCUGGCUCGGACUGGUACUCCGCUGCCUUCACCACAGGCCCCGCGGGUGGAUCUACAGGGAGCAGAGCUUUGGAAACGCUUCCACGAGAUCGGCACGGAGAUGAUCAUCACCAAGGCGGGCAGGCGCAUGUUUCCAGCAAUGAGAGUCAAGAUCUCAGGAUUAGAUCCCCACCAGCAAUAUUACAUUGCUAUGGAUAUUGUACCAGUCGACAACAAAAGAUACAGGUAUGUUUACCACAGCUCUAAGUGGAUGGUGGCCGGUAACGCUGACUCCCCUGUGCCACCUCGGGUGUACAUUCAUCCAGACUCACCCGCCUCAGGGGAGACUUGGAUGAGACAAGUGAUCAGCUUCGACAAGCUCAAGCUCACCAACAAUGAACUGGAUGACCAAGGCCAUAUUAUUCUGCAUUCUAUGCACAAAUAUCAACCACGAGUCCACGUUAUCCGUAAAGACUGCGGAGACGAUCUUUCCCCCAUCAAGCCCGUUCCGUCUGGGGAAGGAGUGAAGGCUUUCUCCUUUCCAGAAACUGUGUUCACAACAGUCACUGCCUAUCAGAAUCAGCAGAUUACUCGCUUGAAGAUAGAUAGGAAUCCAUUUGCCAAAGGUUUCCGAGACUCUGGACGUAAUCGAAUGGGUUUGGAAGCCCUUGUGGAGUCAUACGCGUUCUGGAGGCCUUCACUACGGACUCUUACCUUUGAAGAUAUUCCUGGAAUUCCCAAGCAAGGAAAUUCAAGUUCUUCCACAUUACUCCAAGGUUCUGGGAAUGGUGUGCCUGCCACCCACCCUCAUCUUUUGUCUGGCUCUCCUUGCUCCUCUCCUGCCUUCCAUCUGGGUCCCAACACCAGCCAGCUGUGUAGUCUGGCCCCAGCUGACUACUCCGCCUGUGCACGCUCCGGUCUCACCCUCAACCGCUACAGCACAUCCUUGGCCGAGACCUACAACAGGCUCACCAGCCAGACCAGCGAGACCUUUGCCCCACCCAGGACUCCCUCCUAUGUGGGCGUGAGCAGCAGUGCCUCUGUGAACAUGUCCAUGGGUGCUACUGAUGGGGACACCUUCAGCUGCCCACAGACCAGCUUGUCCAUGCAAAUUUCGGGGAUGUCCCCCCAGCUUCAGUACAUCAUGCCUUCACCCUCCAGCAAUGCCUUUGCCACUAAUCAAACCCAUCAGAGUUCCUAUAACACUUUCAGGUUACACAGCCCCUGUGCUUUGUAUGGAUAUAAUUUCUCCACAUCCCCCAAACUGGCUGCCAGUCCUGAGAAAAUUGUUUCUUCCCAAGGAAGUUUCUUGGGGUCCUCACCAAGUGGGACCAUGACCGAUCGACAGAUGUUGCCCCCUGUGGAAGGAGUGCACCUGCUUAGCAGUGGGGGUCAGCAGAGUUUCUUUGACUCUAGGACCCUAGGAAGCUUAACUCUGUCAUCAUCUCAAGUGUCUGCACAUAUGGUCUGAUGAAGCCUUUAAGUUAAACUACAGUUGAAUUGGUCUAAUGUAUUUUCUUUCUUUGUUUUUUCUCCUUUUUUUUUUUAAGCAAUAUGAAAAGAAACUUUCAGUAGCUUUUAAAAUGUACAUAUAAUAAUAGGAAAUGAAGGCUCACCGAGUUUUACUUUCUCAUGGUGAGAUUGUAAUUACCUAUGGAAUAUAUGUGUUCCGUAUGUAGCACAUGGAGUUGUGUGGCCUCUAUUUUUUCCCUAGUUCAUCAAGUUGCACAGAGUAUUGGCAUAAAUGUAGUAUGUUUAACCAGAGUUUUCAAAUUCUUCCAAAAUCCAAAUGGCAAACCUAAAACUUGGCAAUGACACAAACCAGACUAAGAUUUAUAACAAUUUAUCAGAAAAAUGCUCCAUACAGUUCCAUACUUGAGUGUUGAUAGUCAACAGUAACCAGCACAGAGCCUUGUGAUUUCUGUUAUUCUUGGACCCAGUGUGAGAACCUAAAAUGCAGAGGCCAGUGAAUUCUUAGUAUUCGUUCUGAGGUAUUUGUAAUCAUGAAGGAUUAGCUGUUAUGUUCCUGUUUGAUUGUAUUUGCCAUAGAUAUUCAGCAACUCUGGGUCUACAAAAUCCAUAACCCAUAAUGAUUAUUUUCUAAAGGAAGGUGGAGAGAGCUUAUGAUAUUUUUUUCAUUAUCUGUUGGGCCCAUAAGAGGUAUUUAUUCAUCUGCAAGAAAAUAAAUUUCCAGUAUCCGAGAUAU